AUGCAUUUAGCUCGGCUCGAAAGCACCACCCCGCUGCUGCUUCUGCCCUCCUACCCUUCCCCUUCCCAUGCUCACCAAGCAUUCCCCUCCCUCUGCUCUGCCCUUCUGCCUCUGCUCCAUCUCCCCCCCUUUCUGCGCCCCACUCCUGUCGAUUUCCACCCCUCUAUUGUCCGUCACUGCCUCUCUCCCUCUCUUGUCCGUAUCCGCCCCGCUCCCCGUCCUAUGCACAGGCAGCCUUUUGAGCAGCCUGUCACCUCCCAUCAUCUCUCUCUUCCACACGGCUAUCAGCGCGUUCGUGCUGGUGACGUGGCAUAUGACCAGUUCAAACCCGCUGACGUGGAAUACGACCCGUUCCAGCUUGCUGACGUGGCGCGCGACGCGUCCCUGCCACGUGUGCUGCAUGAGGGCAGCGAGGGGAGGGGAAGGGGGGUAGUAGAAAGAGUGAGGGAGAUGGGAGAAGGUGGUUCCCAAAGGGAGGCAGACAAGGAGGGCGGAGCAGGUGGUGAGGGAAGGGAAAGGAGAGAGGGUUUGAAAAGGGAGCUCGGAUCAGGAGAGGAAGACGAGAGGAAGGAAAAGGAGAGGAGGGUUGAAGGGAGAAGGGGGGUUGAUAGUCCCGCGUCUCCACUUCCUCCUCCUGCCUUUGCUUCACACCCGCCUCCCGGCCCUCGCCCAGUGAUUAUAUGGGACCUUGAUGAAACCUUAAUUAUCUUCCAAUCGCUGCUCUCAGGGAAAUUCGCCAAGACUAUUCUGGAUGUUAGGGAGGCAGCAGGGGACAGUUGUGCAGGGGGCAGCAGCGACGGGAGAGGGGUGGAGGAGCGGGCAAGGGAGUUGGGUGAGGCGUGGGAGAGGCUGAUCCUGGACGUGUGUGACGACCACUUCUUCUUUAAAGAGCUUGAGGACGUGGACCUCCCAAAUCUGCGCCACGUGGAAGGUGGUGGCAAGCCUGCUGACGUGGCAGCGCCAAGCCACUGCGAUGGUUCCAUACCAGGCCGGGAAAAACCAGCAGUUUCUGCUAGUUCUGACGUGGCUGCUGACGUGGCGGCUGAUGUGGCGGGUCAUCAUGAAAGCCGGAUGAUUGCAGAGCGGAAUGCCUACCUGCCCCUUCUUCCUCCUGACCCGCAGGGAAUUUCGUCCCUCCUCACACCCGCCCAAGAGGAACACCGGCAGCAGCUGUACGCACAAACAGACAAACUCACCCAUGGGUGGUUGAGAGCAGGUCGGGCCAUGCUUGCUGCAGCAUCGACAUUAUGUGCUCCUUCAGACCCUACUGCAGCAGUGGCAGCGGCGGCACCAAUUGCAUCAGCAGCAGCAGAAGCCGAAAAAACGAGAGCAGCGAAGGCUGGAUCAGCAGAGCGUGGUACAGGGGCUGUAGCAGCAGCAGUGGCGAGUGCAGCAGGGGCUACAGCAGCAGAGGGUGGUGCAGGGGCUAUCAAUGUGGUUGUUUCUUCCGGGCAGCUCAUUCCAACGCUUGCCAAAUGCUUGCUGUUCGGUCUCGAUCCCUUCAUCUGCCCGACCAACAGUAAGUCGAUCCUUUCAUCUGCCCGACCAACAGUAAGUCGAUCCUUUCAUCUGCCCGAGCAACAGUAA
Messenger RNA from Closterium sp. Naga37s-1, 1587 nucleotides. Lineage: Eukaryota; Viridiplantae; Streptophyta; Zygnematophyceae; Desmidiales; Closteriaceae. The record is from the annotation of a GenBank genome assembly.